Molecule: messenger RNA, 1089 nt
Organism: Nyctereutes procyonoides (raccoon dog)
Lineage: Eukaryota; Metazoa; Chordata; Mammalia; Carnivora; Canidae
Gene: NKX2-4
Product: NK2 homeobox 4
Exons: 2
Coding region: 1-1089 (362 amino acids)
Biological process (GO): regulation of transcription by RNA polymerase II; cell differentiation
Cellular component (GO): nucleus
Molecular function (GO): RNA polymerase II cis-regulatory region sequence-specific DNA binding; DNA-binding transcription factor activity, RNA polymerase II-specific
Source: RefSeq, a predicted model, not a curated record
AUGUCGUUGAGCCCCAAGCACACGACACCCUUCUCCGUGUCCGACAUCCUGAGCCCCAUCGAGGAGACCUACAAGAAGUUCGGCGGCGCCAUGGACGGCGCGCCGCCCGGCCUGGGGGCGCCCCUGGGGGCCGGGGCCGCGGCCGCCGCCGCCUACCGUGCGCCCCCGCUCGGCCCCUCCUCGCAGGCGGCGGCGGUGGCCGGCAUGCAGCCGCCCCACGCCAUGGCGGGCCACAACGCGGCGGCGGCGGCGGCGGCGGCCGCGGCGGCGGCGGCGGCGGCCGCGUCCUACCACAUGCCGCCGGGCGUCUCGCAGUUUCCUCACGGCGCCGUGGGCGGCUACUGCAACGGCGGCCUGGGCAACGUGGGCGAGCUGCCCGCCUACACGGACGGCAUGCGGGGCGGCGCAGCCGCGACCCCCGGCUGGUACGGCGCCAACCCGGACCCGCGCUACUCGUCAAUCUCCAGGUUCAUGGGGCCGUCGGCGGGCGUGAACGUGGCCGGCAUGGGGUCGCUGACGGGGAUCGCGGACGCCGCCAAGACGCUGGCGCCGUUGCACGCGGCAGCGGCAGCGGCAGCGGCGGCGCCGCGAAGGAAGCGGCGCGUGCUCUUCUCGCAGGCGCAGGUGUACGAGCUGGAGCGGCGCUUCAAGCAGCAGAAGUACCUGUCGGCGCCCGAGCGCGAGCACCUGGCCAGCAUGAUCCAUCUGACGCCCACGCAGGUCAAGAUCUGGUUCCAGAACCACCGCUACAAGAUGAAGCGGCAGGCCAAGGACAAGGCGGCGCAGCAGCUGCAGCAGGACGGCGGCCUGGGCCCGCCGCCGCCGCCGCCGUCCUCCCCGCGCCGCGUGGCGGUGCCCGUGCUGGUCAAGGACGGCAAGCCGUGCCAGAACGGGGCCAGCACGCCCACGCCCGGCCCGGCCGGCCCGCAGCCGCCCGCCCCGACGCCCGCGCCGGAGCUCGAGGAGCUCUCGCCCAGCCCGCCCGCGCUGCACGCCCCGGGCGGCGGCCUGGCGUCCCUGGACGCUGCGGCGGGGGACUUCGGCGGCGGCGUGCUGGGCGCCAACCUGCUCUAUGGCAGGACGUGGUGA